This is a messenger RNA of Guillardia theta CCMP2712, 732 nucleotides long. RefSeq lists its product as hypothetical. The annotation marks the transcript as partial. The record is from RefSeq and is a predicted model, not a curated record. The transcript is spliced from 9 exons. Lineage: Eukaryota; Cryptophyceae; Pyrenomonadales; Geminigeraceae.
GAUGGGAGGUCGACUGCCGCAGCUUCAGUUCGCUGCGCUGCUUCUCUGCGUGUCUGUUGCGUCACGAUCUGGAAGCCUAUAUCUUCCGACGCAAGGAGGAGUGCACUGGGCUAGGAACAAGCUGUCAGGCAGUAGCAUCAGCAAUGUCCGUGAACAUGACCUCCAGGGUUCAAACACUCAGACAAGCUUGAGGUUGCGGGGAGGAAAGAUAGCUGAAUCCUCCUUCGUUGGCAAAGUGUACAUCCCAGACAACUUGACGAUCGAGUGGGAUGGGAAGAUAGAGAACUGCAAGUGCAUGCAGGGAUGCGUCUGCGAUCAUUGCGCCAAGCGCGACAAGCUCGACGAUCUGGAGUUCAACAGGAUUCCCAUCUUCGAUUACAAGCCAAAGCUCGACGAGGAGCUUUGGUCUCGCAAGAUGCCUGCUUCUCCGCAGGACUACCAGGACGAGCCUGAGGUACUUAACGUCUCCACAUUGGAGGAGCUUUCCCGAGCCGUGUUUGAAAAUGAAGAGAGGGAAAUUUUCCCCAGGAGGCAACUUUUCUUUGCACGUGCCCACAUCAUGUGGGAGAACCGCACUCUUGACGAGGAGACAGACAACUGGCUAGGGGUCUAUAACCGGAGUUUACAUCUAGAGGGGCAAUGGACCAUGGAACCUGCUGCCGGCUCAACGAAACUUCGGCCAGUCCUGCACUCGUUCCUCUGGGGCGGGUGGGCUUUGUCGGCUCGAACCUC